AUGGAGGAACUGGCCAGGGAGAGCAUCAGCCUGCUGGCUCGCUCUGCCUCACAUGCAGACCCUCCGCAGCUGGGUUCGUUCGGGGCCGUGUUCAUCAUGUUGAAGACGGCGCUGGGAGCCGGACUCUUGAACUUCCCCUGGGCCUUCCAUAAGGCCGGAGGUGUGACGACAGCCAUCAGCGUGGAGAUGGUUUCUCUGGUGUUCCUCAUCAGCGGCCUGGUCAUCCUGGGUUACGCCUCGGCGGUCAGCAGACAGACGACCUACCAGGAUGUGGUGAGAGAAGUGUGUGGUCGAGCUGUGGGCCAACUGUGCGAGGUCUGCUUCUGCUUCAACCUCUUCAUGAUCUCGGUGGCCUUCCUGGUGGUGGUGCAGGACCAGCUGGAGAAACUGUGUCUCUCGCUGUAUGUGAUCAUAACUGGGUCAACUGAAGGAGAAAUGCCGUACAACUGGUACACCGACCACCGCUUUGCCCUCUUCAUUAUGUGUCUGGUCAUCAUCCUCCCCCUUUCUAUUCCAAAAGAGAUUGGAAUCCAGAAAUACACAAGUGUGUUAGGGACGCUGGCUGCUGCUUACCUGUGUGUGGCUGUGAUCGCCAAGUACUACCUGAUGGAGAGCCAUGACGAUGUCAUCAUCACGCCUCAGCACGGUGAAGGUGUCAGCUCAUGGGCCUCAAUGUUCAGUGUCGUGCCGACCAUCUGCUUUGGCUUCCAGUGUCAUGAAGCGUGCAUCGCCAUCUACAGUAGCAUGGACAACAAGGGGCUCAUGCACUGGGUGUUCAUCUCGGUCAUCUCCAUGUUUUUCUGUGUGGUCAUCUACACUCUCACAGGUGUGUACGGCUUCAUGACCUUUGGACGCGUUGUCGCAUCAGACAUACUGAUGUCGUACCCUGGGACUGAUGUGGUCAUGAUCAUCUCCAGAUUGUUGUUUGGUAUCUCAGUCAUCACCAUCUACCCCAUCAUUCUCCUUCUGGGCAGGUCAGUCAUCCUGAAUCUCGUCCUGCGUUUACAACGUCAUCGCGUGGGAAUCGUCACUCCAGCCUUUGAGAGUCGUUGCCGGAUCGCUCUCACUGUGAUCUGGAUCAGUGUGACCCUAGUCAUCGCCAUGUACGUGCCCGACAUGAGUGAGGUCAUCAGUGUCAUCGGUGGGAUCAGCGCAUUCUUCAUUUUCAUCUUCCCUGGUCUUUGCUUGGUGUUUAUCAUGCAAAGUGAACCUGUGACCCCGAGAGUCAAGUUGAUUUGUACAGUCUGGGGAGUCAUAACUGUCGUCGUUGGCGCCUUUAUUUUUGGCCAGAGCACAACCAUCGCUGUCAUGGAGAUAUUGCACAAAUUAUGAAUCUGAACUAUGGAGCCCAAUGGACCUCAGAGCGUGUUGUAUUCUGCUGUACCUUAGAGCCAAAAUCGUUUAU
Synchiropus splendidus (mandarinfish) is the source of this 1405-nucleotide messenger RNA. It is a transcript of the gene slc38a8b, whose product is annotated as solute carrier family 38 member 8b. Lineage: Eukaryota; Metazoa; Chordata; Actinopteri; Syngnathiformes; Callionymidae. Bases 1 to 1332 code for a protein of 443 amino acids. The record is from RefSeq and is a predicted model, not a curated record. Gene Ontology annotation, molecular function: amino acid transmembrane transporter activity. The transcript is spliced from 10 exons. Gene Ontology annotation, biological process: amino acid transmembrane transport.